CAGCUCGACAUCGUUGACUCCCGAUAAGGAAGAAGCCGCGGGCGAAAGGCGCUUCCGCUCCACCGCUCCCCGCGCCUCCGUCGAAGCCGCGCCAUGAACAGCUUCGCUCCCUCCCGCCCGCUGCUCCUCCGGAGCUCGCCGGCGUUCCUCGUCGUCGUCCCUCCGACGUUCGCGCGCCCGCCUCCUCCCUCGCGGGGCCGCCUGCCGGAGUUCCGGCGCGGGCGAGCCGGCGAGGAGGACGGGAGGCGGAGGGGCGGGAGGGCGGUGGCGCGCGGGUGGCUGCUGCCGGUGGAUCCGUGGGCUCCGGCCGUCGAUUCGGGGAGCGUCGCCACGCAGCUGUUCGCGUUCUCCCUGUUCCCGUACCUCGGCUUCCUGUACUUCAUCACGAAGUCGAAGUCCGCUCCGGGCCUGACGCUGUUCGGGUUCUACUUCCUGCUCGCGUUCGUCGGCGCCACCAUCCCAGCUGGGAUAUAUGCAAAAGUGCAGUAUGGUACUUCUUUAUCUAAUGUAGAUUGGUUACAUGGAGGUGCCGAAUCACUGCUCACUUUGACCAACUUAUUCAUAGUUCUUGGCUUGAGAAGAGCUCUUCGGAAAGCAAAAGUGACAAAAGAAAGCACAACAGUGGGGAACCUAGAAGAGAAGUCUUCUUUAUAGAUGCGAGGCUUCUAUUUCCAAUUCCAUGCUGUCAUAACGCCACGCAUAAUGUUGCAUUUUAAAGCACAAUGGUUAAACCUUCCAUUUGCAACAUGGUUUUCAACAUUGACUGGCUCUUGGAUCAGUCCUACUCUGGAAUUAGUUGAUCAGUCAUUGUCUGCUUAUGCAAUUUUUAGGACCGGUUAAACUGUUGUGUACUCUUGCCCCUCUGUAACAUUCUCUGACCUCCUUUCUGUGAAUCUAAAUAGUUUACUUACUGAGUUGGUUGUAGACUACAUUGACAACAUAUUCAAUGAAAAAUUUAUGAUCA
This is a messenger RNA of Eucalyptus grandis, 964 nucleotides long. RefSeq lists its product as uncharacterized. Bases 94 to 654 code for a protein of 186 amino acids. The transcript is spliced from 4 exons. NCBI's taxonomy places the organism in Eukaryota, Viridiplantae, Streptophyta, Magnoliopsida, Myrtales, Myrtaceae. The record is from RefSeq and is a predicted model, not a curated record.